Manacus vitellinus (golden-collared manakin) is the source of this 2311-nucleotide messenger RNA. RefSeq names its product ring finger protein 152 (gene RNF152). Gene Ontology annotation, cellular component: lysosomal membrane; lysosome. The transcript is spliced from 2 exons. Lineage: Eukaryota; Metazoa; Chordata; Aves; Passeriformes; Pipridae. The coding region runs from base 1124 to 1735 and encodes 203 amino acids. The record is from RefSeq and is a predicted model, not a curated record. Gene Ontology annotation, biological process: protein polyubiquitination; negative regulation of TORC1 signaling; positive regulation of autophagy. Gene Ontology annotation, molecular function: ubiquitin protein ligase activity.
CAUAUCCUUUUCUGACUUACAGAACAGUUGCAUUCAUUUAAAACUAGUCUAGGGUAUUGAAUAGCCAUGUCUGGUUAAUUUUAUUUUAGCUCAUUAGCUUUUUAUUUUUUUUUUUAAUGUGACCACGACAGGUGGUGGCAACUCCUAGCUCUCAAGUGUGCAAUGCUCUUCUUUGAGUGUCCUGACCUGCCUACUGCUUAGCUGUCCCUGGAUCAAAGCUCAGGAAGCCUCCCUUCUCCAUUUUGUGCAUGACACACGUGUCUGAGCAAAAGCCAGUAAUGGCUUUCAGAGGGUCUGAAGUCACGGGUGUGAUAUGAUGCAUACUUUUGAGAUGUAUCAGCUUCCCCCUUGUGUAAAUCAAAUCAAACAGGGUAAGGUGCGGAUCCUGUUUUGUUUCAGCAUGGCUUGCUUAUUCAGUGGAAAGGAUGCGUGCAGUCAUCUAGAUGGAUGAAACCAUCUUUGAGCGUUUCAAUAAUAUCACACAUGACAGAAAUUCUGAGCUUCUCUGUGUGAAAUACGUCUCUUCCAAAAGAGGAGAAUCCUUGACAGUACUUUCAAAACCUAUUAGGAAAUUGUGGGUUAAAUAAUUACUCUAUUUCCACAUUAACGUUUUCGUUUCUUGCCACUUUUCCAAUUGUGGCAAGAUUUGCAGGUAAGAAGCUGAAAAAGAAAAGUAAUAUAAGGGGGCAGUUGGUUUGUUUGGGGUUUUGUUUGUUUUACUUCUUUAGUGUGUCUUGUCUGCAUCUGACUCCUGGCAGGGUUUUGUGACCUUCAGUGGAUCUCAUCAGUGUUUUCCAUUCAGAGUCCCCCAGGCAGACAGAAACCUACACGGCAGAGCACUGAAAACUCUGAACUGCCCAAAAGGAACGGCAUCUUGCACCAGCUCUUCCUCUUUCCUCCUGUGUUGGUGAACACUGAGGGGCGUUGUUUAAAUCAGGUACUGAAAGGUUCAGGCCAGAGGUUUUCCUGUGCUCUCCAUAGCCGCUGCCCAGUGCUGUCCUGAGGAGAAGCAGUGUCAGGAAGGCAGGUGCUGCCCUGAGGAGAAGUGGUGGGAAGGCUGCUACCCCUUGCCUACGGGGUGUCAGAGUGAGGCUCAUCACAAGGCUUUCCUGUGCUGGCUGCCAUGGAGACCCUGUCCCAGGACUCUCUGCUGGAGUGCCAGAUUUGCUUCAACUACUACAGCCCCCGCCGGCGGCCCAAGCUGCUGGACUGCAAGCACACCUGCUGCUCGGUGUGUCUGCAACAAAUGAGGACCAGCCAGAAGGACCUGCGCUGCCCGUGGUGCCGUGGGAUCACCAAGCUGCCUCCGGGGUACUCUGUGUCACAGCUGCCCGAUGACCCUGAGGUGAUCGCCGUCAUCGCGAUCCCCCACACCUCGGAGCACACCCCUGUCUUCAUCAAACUCCCCAGCAAUGGGUGCUACAUGCUGCCCUUGCCCCUCUCCAAGGAGAGGGCGCUCCUGCCAGGAGACAUUGGCUGCCGCCUCCUGCCUGGCAGCCAACAGAAGUCCCUGACGGUGGUGACGAUCCCCACAGAGCAGCAGCCUCUGCAGAGCGGCCUUUCCGCCGAGGUGGGAGCGGAGGAGCCGGACCGGAGAGGUGCUGUGAAAAGCUCCACCUGGUCUGGGGUGUGCACUGUGAUCCUGGUGGCCUGCGUCCUGGUCUUUCUCCUGGGCAUCGUCCUCCACAACAUGUCAUGCAUUUCCAAGCGCUUCACAGUGAUCUCCUGCGGCUGAGGCGGGGAGGGGGCUGUGCUCCCCCGGGGGUUGGGUUGGGUUGGGUCAGCGGUGGUGGUGAUGUGGAGCGAGACAAUUCACUGCAGCUUUCUCCAGUGACUGCAGGACACUGUGCACCGGGGCAGUGGUGUGCCGGCCCGGCUGCGGCUCCUGGCGGUGUGGUGUCAGGCCUCUUGGCAGCCCAUGGAGAAAAUCACGUCCUGUGUCUGGCAGCAGCGGCACUGAGGAGGACUGCAUGCGUCACCAUAAUCAUUUAUCAAAGGGACUGCAACUUUACAGUGAUCUUUUUUAUUGUGUUAUGAGAUUAAAGACCUCUGUGUAGCUGGUUAUACUGUCAAGUAUACAGUAUGGGUUCUUCUUUAAACACAGUAGAUUAAAAUCAAAACUGCUCCAUGUAGAAUUGAACAAGAACUGGCGUGCAACUGUACGAGGUGUUCAAUACCAGUCCACACGUGUUAUUUUUUAGUAGGGGGAGGGAGGGAGACUUGUAAAACCAAGAAAUCGUUUAGCUGGUAAGGCAUUUUAUAUGUUUUAAAACUGCACAUUAUUAAAUCAAUUAGGGAGUUGUAAAAUAGU